Molecule: messenger RNA, 1136 nt
Organism: Lactuca saligna
Lineage: Eukaryota; Viridiplantae; Streptophyta; Magnoliopsida; Asterales; Asteraceae
Source: the annotation of a GenBank genome assembly
AGUCAUAUACAUCACUUUGAGUCAGAAAAACACUUACAACACACACACAGUCGGUGAGAAUAUUGAUUAAAAAAAAAAGAUUGAUCCUGGAUCAUCAUCUAGUCGCUGGUUCGAUGGGAAGACCACCUUGCUGCGAUAAGAUAGGCGUGAAGAAAGGUCCAUGGACUCCCGAAGAAGAUAUAACCCUAGUCUCUUAUAUUCAACAAAAUGGUCCGGGAAAUUGGAGAUCUGUUCCUACCAAUACUGGUUUGCUAAGAUGCAGCAAGAGUUGCAGACUGCGUUGGACCAAUUAUCUUCGGCCUGGAAUCAAACGUGGCAACUUCACCGAGCAAGAGGAGAAGAUGAUUAUCCAUCUUCAAGCCCUUCUUGGCAAUAGAUGGGCAGCAAUAGCUUCUUAUCUUCCACAAAGAACCGAUAACGAUAUCAAGAAUUACUGGAAUACCCAUCUAAAGAAGAAGCUCGACAAGCUCCAUGAAGACACUGAUCAAGAAACCCACCAUCAUCAUCAUGGGUGUCACUCAUCAUCAUCAUCAUCAUACGAAACCAUGUACAAAGGUCAAUGGGAAAGAAGGCUCCAAACUGAUAUACAUAUGGCGAAACAAGCCCUUUGUGAUGCUCUAUCUAUUGACAACAAAACCAUUAAUCUACCUGUAUCAUCUUCAGCCACUACUUCAGGGAAAUCUGAAUCGGUGAUACUCUCAUCGAAUCAAUCCACAGCUACUUAUGCUUCUAGUGCUGAGAACAUCGCACGAUUGCUCCCAGACUGGAUGAAAUGUUCCAAGAAAUCUCCACAGACAAGCUCUGAAAGCAUUGAGACAAAGCAGACACAGAGUUCCCUGAUCACCCAGCAGUUAACAAGCCCUCCAAGUGAAGGAUAUGACAACUCGGUGCAAUUUGGCAACAGUAACAACAUGAUCCACAACAAUCAAAUAAACAACUACUACUCGAAUUACAGCAAUUCUGAUAUUUCUCAAUCGGUUUCCCCAGAAACAAGUAGGUUCCAAGAUGAAAGUAAACCAAGCAUGGAAAAUCAAAUGCCCCCUCUUAGUUUGUUAGAGAAAUGGCUUUUUGAUGAGGCUUCUACCCAAGGUGACCUUAUGAAUAUAUCAUUAGAAGAAAGUGAUGACUUCUUCUAG